Sclerotinia trifoliorum is the source of this 3767-nucleotide messenger RNA. Lineage: Eukaryota; Fungi; Ascomycota; Leotiomycetes; Helotiales; Sclerotiniaceae. The record is from the annotation of a GenBank genome assembly.
UGGAAAAACGUGUUGACAACGCGGGAUCAACUAGUUAUUUGUCCUGUAAACCAUUUAAGUUACUCAACUUACUCAGUUACUCUUAUUAUUGCCUUCUAGUUUGGUAACUAAGCUCUCUGUUUGACCAAUAUCAAAUCGGCUUCUAGGCUUUCUCUUACCAAAGUACUGUUUCUAGUAAAUGCAGAUCUGAGCUUUCAUCUCUCCAUAUCUCCUGAGCUCCUUCCUUUUUCCUCCAAGUUCUUCUCAUCGAUGUCAUUCAAUACUUCUAAAACCUUUAGUAAUCUACUAUUAAUACCUCUCCCUCACCAAUGACGUGGAAAACUAUCAAUCAUCUCAUUCUCCUUCAAUCACUAGCGGGUGCAUGCAGUCGGUGAUAGUCACUGAAUUCAGUCAACUAUUAUUAGUAUUUCUCUCGAAGCUUCAUGGCAACAUAAAUCCAUCAAACAGACAGACAGGAAUAAACUUAAAAGGGAUAGAAAGAAUUUAACAGUAAUCUCCUCUUACCAUUAUCAGUAAAGACAUUCUAUUUGUGGUUGGCUCUCCAAGGUUUCUUAUCUACCCGUUCAACACAGACCGGGCACUUGCAGAUUCGCAGUGCAGACGACACCACAAUUUUUCAUUUCAAGCUCCGAUAAGCUCUUCCAAGAAUACACACAGAUUACAGGGCCUCAAGCAUAUAAGGGAUAUUCAACAGGCAAAAGAGUGGAGAGAGACAUCGAUAAGCGUAUCUGAUAAUCUACUCUUCAAGCCACUCACGUCUUUUGGAAUAUCAUAUCUUCUAUCUUUGCUGGACUUCCCGAUCGAGGCAGUUCUCCUCGUCAUUAGACCAUUCCCAUACGCUACUAAAUUUCGGCCCUAAUCACAUCGCGCUUCUCCGAAGACAGGGGAUUUGCACCAAAAACCCCAUAUCUCAUCUAUCCUCCCUGGCUGCAGCAGCAAUAUUGGCGGAGCCAACCCCAGGGUUUAGAGCAGGUCAUCGGGUUCACGCACUUACGGAACCUGGUGGUGGAAAUUUCGACGGAUACUGAUCCACAAGGAGUCUUAUUACCCAGUGUCCAUCAUGUCGACCCCAACUCCUAUAGCACGUACUGCCCCCAUUGCCAUUGCUUCUAAGAAACCUCAUCCAGAUACAAUACUCGAUACUCCAAUCGAUUCUUCAAACGGCAGAGAUAUUUCUAGUUUUUCAACGAGCACGAGUAGUGUGGCAUCGAUGGACUUGGGAAAUAACAUGAGAAGUCGAAAGGAUAGACCUUGUGAUGCUUGUAGGAGGAGGAAGAGUAGAUGCGUAAUCAAUGAGGGACAGUCCACGUGUGUUCUUUGUCAAUUCCAUUCGCAGGAUUGUACUUUCGUGUCAAGUCCGCAACCUAGGAAAAGGAAGCUAAAUGUGGAGGGGAAAGAGGAAUCUGUUGCUAAAAGAAGGUACCUGAAAUUACAUGUUCAAUAUUUCGUGUGUUUUGAGUCGUGGCUAACAAGUAUGGCAAAUAGAUCUCCAGACAGGAAUUUUGAAAGGUCCAGACCCCACGAAGCUAGCAUAUCUAGCACCGGUGCCACGAAUUCGCUGACGGAAGAUCUGGCAAACAUUGGGGGCCCAACCUUACUAAAGCGAACACUGGGCCUACAACAUGACCGAUAUAGUCAAUAUAUUGGCCCAACUACAGAUUUCGAGCCUUCACUCAUUGAUCUUUCAACAUUUGAUCCACAAGACGAGAGUUUAUUGUCGAGAGGAACAUUAAGAAAAGUCAGCGAUUAUGAUACAUUUUUGAUGCUUCCGGAUCAUAGAACUCCCGGUCAUGAACAUCAAAUUGAGGAUGCGGAUGCGAUUGAAGAUCUAGUGGCGCCACAUGGUCCCAUACUGCUUGAUUUAUAUUUUCGCAUCAUUCAUCCAAACUUUCCUAUCCUUCAGAAAAAUGUAUUUUGGGAAAAGUACAACAGAUCGUACCGAGAAUUUUCACCACCUCUUUUGGCAGCCGUUUAUAUCCUUGCGAUCAAUUGGUGGGACCACAGUGAAGAACUUGCCCAUCUCCCUAGGCCCGAACUUAAGGAGUUGGAAAGGUUAGCGAGAGUCACAUUAGCAGAUGCUAUGAACCGGCCCAAGUUGUCAACCGUACAAGCGGGACUCUUAUUAUCCCAAGCGCCAGAAGGUGACCAAUGGGCACCCACCGCACAACUUGUAGCAAUUUCCCAAGAACUAGGUCUCCAUCUCGACUGCUCGAAUUGGAAAAUCCCAUUAUGGGAACGCGGACUCCGCAAACGUCUUGCGUGGGCUUUAUACAUGCAGGAUAAGUGGGGAUCGUUAGUUCAUGGACGUCCAUCCCACAUCUUCGCUUCGAAUUGGGCUGUUCUCCCACUUUCCCGGAACGAUUUUCCCGAUGUCGAACAUGAUGAGACUGAUGAUGAGCAGAGUACUGAAUACGAACGGGGCAGACUCCUUUUCACUCAAAUGAUCAUUCUCUCUCAAAUUCUCUCCGAGGUUCUAGAUACCUUCUACACGUUAUCCGCCAUGUCUAAUAUUACCAGUGCCGGGAUACAGGGCACAAGCCUUGUUCUCCAGCUUGCAAAACCUGUCCAGCUCAAACUGAAAGAUUGGUACGCGGCCCUACCCGCCUGUCUCCGCAUGGACGCUCCCCCCACGUCGAAAUUAUCCCUAUCCUCCACCGGAUUCCUGCAUCUCGCGUAUUUUGCCACGGAAAUUACCCUUCAUCGCCGCAUCAUCCGUUCCUUAUCGCCUCCCUCCAACUCCUCACAUACUCAUAUUAAAAUAGAAGGGCAAUCGUCUCCUCCCCAAGUAGAUCCAUAUGUCCAGCAUAUUUGCCGUAGCGCAGCCAAAACCCGCCUAAUAUCCGCCAUGGAUUUCGUGAAUAGACUUACGACGAGUCAUUUGAGGGCGUUUUGGUAUUUUGCAAGUAAGACGAAUUUUGCGCUCAUCGGAACAUUUGGCUCAUUGUUGUGGGCUACGGCACCGGGAAGAGAGGAGGCGGAGUGGUAUAGAAGGAGGUUGGGAGAGUACAGGUGGACACUAGGGGUUAGCUGCAAAGGAGGAGAAUUGACGAGGUGGGCGAUGGGAAUGUUGGAUACGAGUACGGGGUUAUUGAAGGGAUUACCGGAAAAGCCGGCUUUGAGUAGAGUGGGCAGUGUGGGAGAAGGAAUGGAAGGCAGUGGAGGUCCAAGGAGAAUAAGUGGGAACCCAUUGGGAUUUGUAGGCGGGAGUUUACCCACCGGUAUAGGAAGCAUAGGGAUGGGCAUGGGUAUGGGCAUGGGUAUGGGCAUGGGUAUGGGCAUGGGUAUGGGACUUGGAGGUGGUACCGGAUUCGGAAUUGAGGGAACAGGAAGUAGGAGUAAUGGAAGGCUAGCUACCGGUAUCGAUGAGGAUAUGACGGCCUUAGCCGGGAGCAGUGGCUUGGUAAGCCCAAGUACGAGUGUUAGCAGUAGCGAGGAGUCUCAAGGCGCCCGCUACGAUGGGUAUAUGUUAUCACGGCCCAGGUUUGUGGAGGAGGGAUAUUAGGAUUGGAGAUGCCUCAACUUGGGAGGACCGCGGGAUAGAGAGACGACGGGGGAAAUUUACGAAGUCAUGAUGAAUAUUUUGAUAAUGCGAUGAUGAAGACAAAGAUGGAUGGGUACACAUAAGUGUGUUAUUUUUGGCGAGUCAAUAUCCUUGCGUUUUUGCGUACUACAAUAUAGAUUGCAUACCACAUACGAUCCCAACGCGAUGCGAUGUGCAUGCAUUAAAUUAAACAGUGCAUUAUUCUAUCAAACAUUUUGGUAUUUAG